CUCGCCUGAUGUCCUUGGAGAUGCCUCAGGGCUGCGGGGAACGGGGAGGAAGGAAGGAACUCCAGCCCUGGACGUGGUUAUGGGGCAGGGGAGGCUGUGGGUGAGACCCAGACCGGGGUCCCAGGACAUUUGGCCCUUAAUGAGGGCAUAGACUUGGGGAAUUAAGUUGUAUGCGAUCUUAUAAGGAAAGCAUCAGUAAUUCUCAUAAUUUUGGGCCUACUCUCGUGCUGUUCCAAGUAGAUGUUCCAGUGGGUCCGGGCACGUGUAUUGGCGGAUGGUUAGGCGGGGGAAGGUUAGGCUCUUGUAGAUGCGUCUCGGCCGUUUCUGUAACAGCUGAACGGUCUCCAGUUUGUGCAGAUGCUAUCCUGGACAUCCAAGAUCUGCAAGGAAAACAGCCGGGAGGAUGCCUUGUUUUGCAAGGGUGCGAUGAACUUGCUCUUCAGCCUCCACGUGGCGCAUAAGAGCCCUGUCGCCCUGCUGCGUGACCUGUCCCAGGACAUCCACGGGCACCUUGGGGACAUAGACGAGGAUGUCGAGGUGGAGAAAACAAACCACUAUGCGGUGGUGAAUUUGCGAACAGCGGCCCCUACCGUCUGUCUGCUGGUUCUGAGUCAGGCCGAGAAGGUCCUGGAAGAAGUGGACUGGCUGAUCACCAAGCUUAAGGGACAAGUGAGCCAAGAAACCGUGUCAGGUGAGACGAGUUCAGGGUGGUGUGCCAGGAGUCGGGAGGGGAGCAGCGUCCACCAGGGUCCAGCCUGGACCACCGCCUGAGCUGUGUGUGUGAGCGAGGUCUCCCGGGGCUGCACGGUGGCUUCUGACAGCGGGUGUCCCUUCACUGUGCGUGGCGAGUCACAUGCUCAUUUCCCCGCAGACCUCCUAGUUAACGGUGUCGAUUUCUGAGGCUCCUUCAC
This is a messenger RNA of Myotis brandtii (Brandt's bat), 911 nucleotides long. Its product is annotated as Fanconi anemia group I protein-like. Gene Ontology annotation, molecular function: DNA polymerase binding. Gene Ontology annotation, biological process: DNA repair. The coding region runs from base 358 to 771 and encodes 137 amino acids. The transcript is spliced from 4 exons. NCBI's taxonomy places the organism in Eukaryota, Metazoa, Chordata, Mammalia, Chiroptera, Vespertilionidae. The record is from RefSeq and is a predicted model, not a curated record.